AUGCCGAGCUCGCCGGCGCAAAUGGCACUUGGCCGCGCGAGAUCGCCGGCGCUGGUGCUCGCCGCCGCCGUCCUUGGCGCGCUCUGCGUCGUCGCGCUCUCGGAGGAUGAGCAACUGGAGAACCUGCGGUUCGUGCAGCACGCGCAGGACGCGCCGCUGGUGUCGCACUACAACUACAUCGUGGUGGGCGGCGGCACGUCCGGGUGCCCGCUGGCGGCGACGCUGUCGGAGCACUCGCGGGUGCUGCUGCUGGAGCGCGGGGGCCUCCCCUACCGCAACAUGUCCAACCAGGAGCACUUCACGGACGCGCUGGCCGACACGUCGCUGGCGUCCCCGGCGCAGCGGUUCGUGUCCACGGACGGCGUGGUGAACGCGCGGGCGCGGGUGCUGGGCGGCGGGAGCUGCCUCAACGCCGGGUUCUACACGCGGGCCAGCAACGAGUACGUGCGCACGGCCGGGUGGGACGCCGGCCUCGUCAACUCGUCGUACCGGUGGGUGGAGCGCGCGCUGGUGUUCCGCCCGGACGUGCCGCCGUGGCAGGCCGCGCUCCGGGACGCGCUGCUGGAGGCCGGCGUCACCCCCGACAACGGCUUCACCUUCGACCACGUCACGGGGACCAAGAUCGGCGGCACCAUCUUCGACAACAACGGGCAGCGCCACACGGCCGCCGACUUCCUCCGGCACGCCCGGCCGCGGGGGCUCACCGUGGUGCUCUACGCCACGGUGUCGCGGGUCCUGUUCAGGAGCCAGGAGGGGGUGCCGUACCCGGUGGCGUACGGGGUGGUGUUCGCGGACCCGCUGGGGGUGCAGCACCGGGUGUACCUCCGGGACGGGGGCAAGAACGAGGUGAUCCUGUCGGCGGGGACGCUGGGGAGCCCGCAGCUGCUGAUGCUGAGCGGCGUGGGCCCGCAGGUGCACCUGGAGGCGCACAGCAUCCAGGUGCUGGUGGACCAGCCCAUGGUCGGGCAGGGCGUGGCCGACAACCCCAUGAACUCGGUCUUCAUCCCGUCGCCGGUGCCGGUGGGGCUGUCCCUGGUGCAGGUCGUCGGGAUCACCAAGUCCGGCAGCUUCAUCGAGGGCGUGAGCGGCUCCGAGUUCGGCAUCCCGGUGUCCAACGGCGCCCGCCGGCUGGCCAGCUUCGGGCUCUUCUCCCCGCAGACCGGGCAGCUCGGCACGCUGCCGCCGGGGCAGAGGACGCCGGAGGCGCUGCAGCGCGCGGCGGAGGCGAUGCGGCGGCUGGACAGGCGGGCGUUCCGGGGCGGCUUCAUCCUGGAGAAGAUCCUGGGGCCGGUGUCGACGGGGCACAUCGAGCUGCGCAGCACCGACCCGCGCGCCAACCCGGCCGUGACCUUCAACUACUUCCAGGAGGCGGAGGACCUGGAGCGGUGCGUCCGGGGGAUCCAGACGAUCGAGCGGGUGAUCCAGUCGCGCGCCUUCUCCAACUUCACCUACGCCAACACCACCGUGGAGUCCAUCUUCACCGACUCGGCCAACUUCCCCGUCAACCUGCUGCCGCGCCACGUCAACGACUCCCGCUCGCCGGAGCAGUACUGCAGGGAGACCGUCAUGACCAUCUGGCACUACCACGGCGGGUGCCACGUCGGCGCCGUCGUCGACGACAACUACCGGGUGUUCGGGGUCAGGGGGCUCAGGGUCAUCGACAGCUCCACCUUCAGGUACUCCCCCGGCACCAACCCGCAGGCCACCGUCAUGAUGCUCGGCAGGUAUAUGGGCAUAAAGAUUCAGGCCGAGAGAUGGAGGAAAUGA
Triticum turgidum subsp. durum (durum wheat) is the source of this 1767-nucleotide messenger RNA. The record is from the annotation of a GenBank genome assembly. Lineage: Eukaryota; Viridiplantae; Streptophyta; Magnoliopsida; Poales; Poaceae.